AUGCCUUCUUCCGAGGCCACAGCGUCAAACGGGGUGUACACGAAUGGUAUCGAGAGCAAUCAGGCAAAUGGACACUCGCACUCAGGUGCUAACGGAAAUGGUUCAAAUCCACAGGCAAAUCAACCUUUGAAUGUCAUUAUUGUUGGCGCGGGUGUUGCUGGUCUGGCACUCGCCAGUAUUCUGGGUCAUUCUGGGCACAAAGUUGUUGUUUUAGAGGCAGCACCAGUGAUUGCUGAAGUGGGCGCAGGAAUCAAUUGCUCUCCGAACCUUACACGUCUAUUAAGCCGAUGGGGUUUCGACAAAAGGGUGCGCAAGCACACAAACUCUCUUACUCGAAUCGACUUGAGAAGGUGGAAAGACGGCGAGUUUCUCGGAGCAGCCACCCUCAUGCCCGAGAUCGAGAGGCGACACGGGGCUCCCCAAUAUGCGAUUCAUCGUGCCGACCUCCACCGAGCGUUGAUGGAAGAGGCCGAGGAAGUGGCCGAAGUCCGUAUCAACAGCAUGGUCACGAGUUUGGACUUUGACAAGCCUUCGGUAACUCUGUCAGAUGGCAGCGUCCUUGAAGCAGGUGUGGUUAUUGGUGCAGACGGAAUGAAAUCUACCUGCAGAAGGCUGAUUUACCAAAAACUCGGUCUCGUCGACAAGGCAAAGCCAACGGGAGAUGCCGCAUUCCGCGCAUGCAUACCCUUGGAACUUGUUACGGAUCCCGAACUGCGAGCUUUCAUGACAGAACCUGUGGCCACAAGGUGGAUGGGUCCUGACAGGCACGUACAGGCAUAUCCAAUACGACACGGAAAUCUUUAUAAUAUGGUAAUGUGUCACCCGGACAGGGGUUUCUCAGAAGAGUCCUGGACUGCGAAAGCCUCGAAGCAGGAGAUUUUGGAUCACUUUGGAUCGUGGGAUCCCGUUCGAUUGCGGAAGCUUUUGGACUUGAUCCCUGAUGAGAACGUGAUGAAAUGGCGGCUGUGCGAGCACGAUCCCCUUCCCACAUGGGUGAUGGGGAAGGUGGUUCUCCUCGGGGAUGCCUGCCAUCCUAUGUUACCUUACGUCGCACAAGGGGCGGCCCAAGCGAUUGAGGAUACCGGGGUUCUGUGUUUGGCACUCAACCGCGUGUCGAAGCUAGAGGAAAUACCAACGCUUCUCAAGGCCUUUGAGGUAGCACGUAAGUCCCGGGCAGAGCACGUUGCCAGCACGGGUGGUGCCACGCGCCGCGUCCUGCACCUCCACGAUGGACCCGAGCAACAGGCCAGAGACGAAAAGUUCAAAUCGGUCUCCAAAGGUGGGGAGAAUCCUGAUCUUUUGGGUGACGCCAAGGCACAGUCAUUCCUGUGGGGAUAUGAUCCAGAAAAGGAGUUCCUGGACAACUUUGAGAGUCUCAUCCGCAAGGCACAAGACCUGCUCGCCGAGCCGACAGCGAGAGUGGUGGAUCUUUAG
Messenger RNA from Fonsecaea erecta, 1434 nucleotides. RefSeq lists its product as hypothetical. Bases 1 to 1434 code for a protein of 477 amino acids. NCBI's taxonomy places the organism in Eukaryota, Fungi, Ascomycota, Eurotiomycetes, Chaetothyriales, Herpotrichiellaceae. Gene Ontology annotation, molecular function: FAD binding; monooxygenase activity. The record is from RefSeq and is a predicted model, not a curated record. The transcript is spliced from 4 exons. Gene Ontology annotation, biological process: secondary metabolite biosynthetic process.